CGUCGAGAAUUUUCCCGGAAACUUAACCCAACGAAAAGGAAAAUGUCCGCUACUACCAAGUCAUCGUCUUUUACCAGUGAGAAUUCGACCCGACCCUUCCCUUUAUCUCUCAGAUUGUUUUCUUUUUUUCCGUUAUUUUCUUACGAGAUUCUUCUUUCUUCUUCUGUCCAUUUUCCUUCUUCUCUUUCUUGGAAAAUCCCCUGUUCAAAUGAAAAACUUCGACUUUGUUUCCCGAUUUUUGAAAGCUGAACGAGUUCUCUGAGGUCGGAAUCUGCGUUUAGUGAAGCUGAAGUUCAGAUUCAGGGUUCACGCAGUUUGUGAUUACCCAUUUUGCUUCGGAGGAUUUCAGGAUUUCUCGUGACAGAUCAAAUGGCUGCUGUUUUGAGGAAGUUAUUACCUUUUGCAUCAUCAAGUCCUAGAAGGGGUCAUGACAGUGACGAUAGUGAUGAAACUGGUAAUAGCUUUCGGAUUGAUUAUUCAUUUGCUAUAGAGUAUAAAGGCCCCCCAAUUGCUAAUAUCCCCCGAGCGGCUCCCGUAGAGGUUGAUCAGAUCCCUGUUGCUCAACCGGUUUCUUUUUCUUCCCCAUUGAAUGAUGUUCAAGUUCCAAUUAUUCCGCCCAUUGUUAAGGCGAAAAGGGUUGGCAAAAGACCAUCAAAAGGCGAUGAAUUUGGACCCGGGCAUAGCGGUUUAGGUGAUCCGGGACCUGAAUCCAGUGUAGUUUUGAAGGGUCAUCAUGUAGUUUCAGGAUCAUCAUCUUCCUCCUCGCCAUCAUUGCCAUCUUCAUUAGUAAUGGCUGAUGUUUCGGGCUCUCCUAGUUGUGAUGUGAAUGAUCAUAACGUAUUAGACGACACAAAAAGUUCGGGUGAUUUACCUUCAUCAUCUUUGUCGUCAUCGUCGGGGAGGGUGGGUUUAUCGGGUUCUGCUAGUUGGGAGAGUAAUCACAGGUUACCUGAUGAUACAAAGAGUUUAGGUGAUGAAAGAGCUUCUGAUGCUCUCGAUGAUAUAACUAGAUUGCGUGAAAGUUUUAAAAGGACUCGGUCAUCGGAUAACUACGAUGAAGGGGGAGGGCUACAUGAUGAUAGGGAUUCAAGUUCGUCCGAGGAAUUAUCUGGUGAAGAGGAGAAUGUCGAAGCUGUAAAUAGUGGCCAUGGUGCAAGAGCAUCUGUUACUUUUGUCGAACCCCAUAUGAGUAGUGCGACCGAUGAAGGGUAUGACCUUUCUGAUGCUGAAAGUUUCCGUGCAACACCAAAGGCUGAAAGGAGAGGUAAAAAAGGGACAUGCUACCGAUGCCUAUUGGGGAACCGGUUUACUGAGAAGGAGGUUUGCAUUGUCUGUGAUGCCAAGUAUUGUUUCAAUUGUGUGCGUAGAGCGAUGGGUUCAAUGCCCGAAGGAAGAAAAUGUAUCACUUGCACUGGUAGAAGGAUUGAUGAAUCGAAGAGGGGGAGUUUGGGCAAGUGUUCAAGAAUGCUGAGGCGCCUUCUUACAGAUGCGGAACUUAACUGUCGACAUGCCGAGAUAUCAUGCAAGGCAAAUCAAUUGCCGUCACGGCUUAUUGUUGUCAAUUGCAUACCUCUAAGUGAAGAAGAACUAUUUAUGUUGCAGACAUGUCCAAAUCCACCGAAGAAACUAAAACCAGGAAGGUACUGGUAUGAUAAGGUCGCUGGAUAUUGGGGCAAGGAUGGAGAUAAACCUUGCCAGAUAAUAAGUCAUCAUAUGAACAUCGGGGGUAACAUAAAGAAGGACGCGAGCAACGGUGACUCAGAAAUAUUGAUUAAUAAUCGGGAGAUAACCAGCGCUGAACUCCGGAUGCUGAAGAUGGUCGGAGUGCAAUGUGAAGGGAAGCCACAUUUUUGGGUCAAUUCAGAUGGAUCUUAUAUGGAAGAAGGUCAGAAUCAUGUGAAAGGGAACAUUUGGGAAAAGAAACGAGCGAGGUUAGCAUGUGCCAUAUUGUCUCUGCCAAUUCCUCCGGCUCCUUCUGUAGUAGAACCAGCUUUACCAUCAUAUGAACAGAAACAUCUUCACAAGCUUCUCUUGAUUGGUAACGAGAAAUGUGGCACGAGUACCAUAUACAAACAGGCUAGGUCUCUCUAUAAUGUUCCAUUUUCUGAUGAUGAACGUGAGAAAAUUAAAUUCACAGUCCAGGUAAACCUCUAUUCCUAUCUGGCUAUGGUUUUAGAGGCUCAUGAACGAUUUGAAGAACAAAUGCUGGAAGAGAGUCAAGAGACGAUGAACAAUCAGUCUGCCGAACAAAAUGGACAAACCAGUGGCAAGGCAAUUAGCUCAAUAAGUCCGAGACUGAAGCAUUUCUCGGAUUGGCUUCUAAAAGAGAAGGAACAGGGGAAUCUUGACAUAUUUCCGGCAUCAAGUCGUGAGAAUGCCCAAACGGUUGCAAAUUUGUGGAGGGAUCCAGCCAUUCAAGCCACAUACAAAAGAAUCCGUGACACACUACCCCUAAAUGCCAUAUAUUUUCUCGAACGAAUUGUCGAGAUAUCAAAACCAGACUAUGACCCGUCGGAUAGAGACAUAUUGCAUGUUGAAGGGCUUGCUUCUUCUGUAGGCCUUUCGUGCGUGGAAUUCGCGUUCCCGGAAACAUCACAUGAAAGCUCCCUUGACCCAGAAUAUCAACAUGAUCCUAACACGAGGUAUGAACUCAUCCGGUUAAAUCCAAGAAGCCUGGGAGAAAACGGCAAGUUGCUGGAAAUGUUUGAAGAUGCAGACAUGGUGAUAUUCUGUGUCUCGCUUACAGAUUAUGACGAGUACAUUGAAGACAGUAACGGGGUUCUUGUGAACAAGAUGAUGGCUCACAAACAACUAUUUGAAAGCAUAGUGACCCACCCGUGCUUUGCAGAGAAAAAGUUCCUCCUAUUUCUCUCCAAGUUCGACCUCCUAGAACAGAAGAUCGAGCUCGCUCCUCUCAGAACCUGUGAAUGGUUCCAAGAUUUCAACCCAUUGAUCAGCCAGAACCAGAGCAGCAGGCAUAACCCUCCAAUGGCUCAACGUGCUUUCCACUACAUCGGGUUCAAGUUCAAGAGACUAUAUGAUUCUCUCGUGAGCCCUUAUUCUGGGCAUGGACGAAGCUACCAGCCCAAGCUGUUUGUUUCUCAAAUGACUCUGGAGAGUGAAACAGUGGAUGAUGCCUUGAGGUAUGCAAGGGAGAUCCUCAAGUGGCAUGUCGAAGAAACUUCCAUAUUUCAAGAGAUUUCAACCACUAGCCUCGAGGCCAGUUUAUCGUCUUGAAUCAUCCAUCCAUUCAUCGAGAUGGAGAAAACAGGUCUAAGCCUCUUGUCGUGGGAAUACAGUCUGUGUGGGUCUGUUGUGUAUGUAUUCAUGGUAUAGAUAGAGUUCAUGUGUUUAGGGUAGGAGAAGAUUUCAGUUGAAACCCCAAAAUGAGUCAAUCUGGUGUAACACAAAACAUGCUUGUUCACAUCUCUUGUUUUAUAUGUACAUCACUUUCUUUCUGUC
Tarenaya hassleriana is the source of this 3462-nucleotide messenger RNA. Its product is annotated as extra-large guanine nucleotide-binding protein 2. The record is from RefSeq and is a predicted model, not a curated record. Gene Ontology annotation, molecular function: GTPase activity; G-protein beta/gamma-subunit complex binding; guanyl nucleotide binding. Lineage: Eukaryota; Viridiplantae; Streptophyta; Magnoliopsida; Brassicales; Cleomaceae. Gene Ontology annotation, biological process: G protein-coupled receptor signaling pathway.